AGAAUUAAUCGCGAAAUAUUCAGAUAAAAGUAUCAAAAAGAAAAAAAAGUCUGUACUCAUGCACGGAAAGAAUAAUUCUACUGAAAUAUAGAUCUGAAAAUAAUUAUGUUUGACCAAAAUAUAUACAUUGAAAAUUUAUAUAUUGCACGUUUAAGCUAGUUAUCUUAGAAUGUCAACUUUUUGCAGCAAUAUUAUAAUACUUGAACGUCCUACAUUAUUAUUCUGGUGAUCAUAAAAUUAUUUUCUGAUUUGUGUCAAGCUUUUUAAAUACUGUGAAAUUAUUCUUUUCGUGUAGAUAUGUAAAAAGUCAACUUGCAUCAAAUCGAUGAUGCAAAAAUUUGUAAUAUAAAUUCUCAAGAAACUUAUGGAAAAUGUAAUUUAAAAGCGUGAAAGGAAAUGUUCGCGACAAUAUUAUAUUAUACGUAGCUUCAAAAAUUUAUGGGAAUUAUUUUACUUAUUCUACACAGGUAUACCAAAAAGUAAAAUCGACGAAUUGAUCAAGGAUUUCAAUCACUAUAUUAAGUAUCACAAUAAGGACGCAAACCAGCUAUAUGUUAUUUCUUUAUUUGCAUGCAUAUUUUAUCGUAAUAAUCGAUAUCUCGUGGAUUGAGCUAUCUAUCGGGCGCGUCUCCGGGUGGCGGAUAGGAGGACGGCCAGACGGCGACCUGUCGUCUGGUUAGCGGCAGUUACAGCCUCUUCCGAGAUGGAACGAGGUAAAGCUGCCGCCGCGGACCAGCUUCCCAAGCCAAGUUGUAACGCAAAUCGUGAUGAGGGCUGCGUGGCACUGGGGGUGCAGUGCCGUUAACGAUGCCUCCGGGGAACCGGGCGACACUCCGGCAGUAAUGUAGCCUUACCCAUGCAUGCGGGGCUCUGCGUGGGCGGACGGUACCUACCCUAGCUGCUCGUGGGAUUCAGAAUGGAAAUAUCUAAUAUUACAUGCAAAAAUAAACAAACGAAGAUUGAAACAAAGACGGAGAACUCGCGAGAGAUCUCUACCAUAGGUGCGGCAAUGGCGACGGCAGCCACUGUUAAUGUUACUGCUGGGUCCUUGGACUUGAGGAGUAUUACUACAAAUACACAAGGGAACAACACUACGAUAUUCGGGACGAAUACUUUUUUCGGUUCGAAGCGGAAAAGGCGGAAAAGGAAGACCUUCAAUCCUAAUUUUAAUUUUUUGGCGGCUUUAUCGGCACCACAUACAACAGCGAGUACGUACAACACCGGUGUCAAACGUCCGCAAAGUUACAUCGACAGUCCCAGAUUGACGAAUAACCAAGUUACCAAGAAAUUUAAAGUAUUUGAUAACAGAAUCCAGGCGAUUAACGACAGCUUAACGAGAGCGUUAGUGUCGACGAACAACACGCCGUUGGACAUGAAACAUUUGACGUUGGUCCGGGGCGCAAUCUCAGCAGAGAUUAACAAGAUUGCCGGUGGCAACUUUGUGCCUAAAUUUUAUGAGUCGUACAUAAAAUUUGGCGCCAUAGUGAUUAAAUGUAUUGACGAGGCGUCGGUACACUGGCUGUCGACGCGGAUCGGCAACAUCUCACCAUGGCCGAAAGCCGAGUUCAGGAUAAUCAUGCUCGGCGAACUGCAGAAAUAUUUUCGUGCCCUCGUGUGGAUCCCAGGUCCGCUUCAGUCCACCCAGAGCUUACUGAGGUUACUGCACAUACAGAACCCGAAUCUCAACACAGCGAACUGGCAGAUAUUUGCCGAGAAUCUGGGAGCCUUUGAGGACGGAAGAAGCCUGUUACUCGGUGUACCAGAUUUGGACUACAGAAAACUCCAGGCGUCUGAUUUCAUGGCUUACCUAGGUCUCGAUCAGAUCCGCUUUGUCUUCUGCGACAACUCAGCAGAGGCUGUCUAGCCUAUAUUUUUUUAGCUUAAUCGAGAAUUGAAUUAAUUCUUGAUAUACAUAAAAAGCUACGAUCCAAAAGCAUUCUUUAUGUCACAUGUACUUGCUUGAUAUUGAUAAUAAAUAAAAAAAUUUUUUAAAUA
Messenger RNA from Monomorium pharaonis (pharaoh ant), 1995 nucleotides. RefSeq lists its product as uncharacterized. The transcript has a single exon. NCBI's taxonomy places the organism in Eukaryota, Metazoa, Arthropoda, Insecta, Hymenoptera, Formicidae. The record is from RefSeq and is a predicted model, not a curated record. The coding region runs from base 917 to 1864 and encodes 315 amino acids.